CGCUCUUCCAACUGAGCUAAGGUCGGUUGAUGACCUUCGCAUUAUUUUAUUUAUAUCGAAGUGACAGCAAACACUCGGCCCUAGGCUAAUAACCGGUCGAAGUAGAUCAUCAAGGUUCCACUAUUACAACCAGCACAGUACUACUAUCAAGGUCAGAUGGGCAAACAGAACAAAGACGAUAUCCCCAACCCAAGCAGGGUUGCCAAUCGUGAUAUCAUCCAACGUCUUAACUUCCUCUACCAAGCCAGUGUUCUCCUCAAUGGCAUGACAGCUGGCCCCUCCUCGCAGGUUCUGUUUAGCACUUGCGAGACAGAUGACACGCAAGACCCGCCGAAAGAACGGCAAAAGAGGGUCGUGUCUACUGCGGACCUGUCUAGGAGCUACAUAGACACGAUGAAAAUCGUCGGGCAGAAGACGACUGUCAAGAUUGAUCCAACAGUCAAACGCGUUAUAUGUAAGGGAUGUCGUAUCGUGUUAAUACCUGGCGCCUCCUCGACCGUGCGGGUGAAGAAUUCCAAAUCGCACGGACACCUUGUUAUCCACACUUGUAACUCUUGCAGAACAUCACGGCGAAUACCUGCGCCUCCAGUACUGGAUACAAAUGAACCUGAAUCCAAAUCCACCACGACGAACCAACCAGCUCCAGGUGCUGCAACCGGAAGUGCUUCGCGGUCAGCACAGGAUAGACAGAAGAGGCCGCGCGGGCGCCGUCUUGCGCCUCACUUUGCUCGAGACCUCGGCCAUGUUGUUUUCCGAGGAAACGAGAGGUUACCUGAUACUAUUCUGUGAGAUCACACUGUAUCAUUCUAUGACUUGUCUGCUCCCCCACCGGUACCCUACUAUUCAUUACUGAAGUUAGACAAUUCGGUGAGUCGAGUCUCGCGCUAUCACGUUAUACGUUAUCUAUGAAAAUAUCACUCAGUUCCUCUCAAUAGGUUUGAAAGUGCAAACAACGGAGCUAGUGGUAGGGAAUACCCACGACAAGUUUGAAGUUCACGGCUCCAGCGCUAUCGCUAGCCCACACAGGGCUCAAGCUAUAUUGAUGUCGGGAACGUUCUGCAAAUACCUCGCUGUAGAGCUGUAGAUAAUAAUAUGAUCAUAGUACUCACCCACGGUCCGCAACGACACUGCUCAAUGCCCGAUGAUUGUAACUAUGUAGCCCACUGGUAUUACUAGACGUAGUAGGUUAUUUAGUCUUCUUUAUGCAGACCAGUGGUGAAUCGUUCGGCAC
Messenger RNA from Suillus subaureus, 1231 nucleotides. RefSeq names its product RNAse P Rpr2/Rpp21/SNM1 subunit domain-containing protein. Gene Ontology annotation, biological process: tRNA processing. The record is from RefSeq and is a predicted model, not a curated record. The transcript has 3 exons. Gene Ontology annotation, cellular component: nucleolar ribonuclease P complex. NCBI's taxonomy places the organism in Eukaryota, Fungi, Basidiomycota, Agaricomycetes, Boletales, Suillaceae. Bases 157 to 789 code for a protein of 210 amino acids.